Dictyostelium purpureum is the source of this 1458-nucleotide messenger RNA. RefSeq lists its product as uncharacterized. The transcript has 2 exons. Bases 1 to 1458 code for a protein of 485 amino acids. Gene Ontology annotation, cellular component: cytosol; ribonucleoprotein complex. NCBI's taxonomy places the organism in Eukaryota, Evosea, Eumycetozoa, Dictyosteliales, Dictyosteliaceae. Gene Ontology annotation, molecular function: mRNA binding. The record is from RefSeq and is a predicted model, not a curated record.
AUGCAAAAGAUUGAUAAUAGUAUGACAGAUAAAAUGCAAAAGAUUAAUAGUAGUAUUGCAGCAAACUUUUUAGUCAAAUACUUUACUUCUUUAGUUAAAUCACCACAAGAAUUAAUUUUAUUUUACCAAAACACCUCAAAAGUAACCAGAAGAUACGAUGGUGCAACAUCAGUUUCAAAUGAAGGCGAGCACGAUCUUGGUGAAUUUUUAAUUAAAAAUUCAAACAAAAUUGGUGGACACACUAAAAUUAAAUAUAUCGAUUGUCAAUCUUCUUUUUCAGAAGAAAAAGAAGAAUCUCUUUUUAUCUCUUGUUUAGGUCAACUUGAAUACAAUGGUCAUACUAGAACUUUUUCACAAUAUUUCGUUUUAAAGAAAAUUGACAAUUCAUUCUUUAUUACCAACGAUACUUUUUAUAUUGUUCCAUUUGAAGAGCCACAACAACCAAAAGAAACUAUUGAUCAACCAGAUGAAGCUUCAAUUGUUGAAGAACAACAAAAUCAACAAAACCAACAACAACAACAACAACAAACUACUGAAGCUGUUGUUGAAAAUCAAACUACUGAAACUGUUGUUGAAAAACAAGAAGAAAAAACCUCAGAGAUCCAACCACAACCAGAUACCAAACCAAUUGAACCAGUUGUUGUUGUUGAGGAAAAAAAAGUUACUCCAGUUGUUGAAGAAAAAAAAGUUACUCCAGUUGUCGAAGAAAAAAAAGCUACUCCAGUUGUUGAGGUUUCUACCCCUGCUCCAGUCGUAGAAAAGAAAGAAACAUGGGCUCAAUUGGUUUCACAAAAAGCUUCAACUACUCAAAAUGAAUCAAACUCAACUGCUAGUGUUACCACAUCACCACCACCAGCAACUUCAUCCUCAUCACCAUCUCCAUCAACUACCACAACAAAGGAUGAGCCACAACAAACAGCUUCAAGCCCAAAUCAAUCAACACAAAACCAUCACCAUAAUCGUGAACAAUGCACUGUUUUUAUUAGCUUCAAACAUUCCAACAACAAAAUCGAUCAAAAUUUAAUUAAAGAGGCUCUCAAAGAAUACGGUAAUGUUCAAAGUGUAAAACUUUUACAAGGUUACGGCUUUGUAGAGUUUGAUAAACCUGAAUCAGUACAAAAGGUUUUAGCAAUCCAAAAUAAUAAAAUAAAUGUUGGUGGUAACUCUAUUAAGAUCGAGGAAAAAAAAGGCGACCGUCAACAAAAAUUAAAUAAUAGUGGAAACUCUAUCAACAACAACAAUAACAAUAAUAACAAUAGUCAACAAAAUAAACCAUUUAAAAGACCAAAUAAUUUAAAUAACUCAAAUAAUAAAAUAACUCUUAAUUUUAACAAUCAACAACCACAACCACAACCAUCUCAACCAUCACAACCACAACAAAAUACCAAUAUAAAACAAAAUAAUUUAAAUAGAAAUAAUAAACCACAAAAAGUUCAAGAUAAAAAAGAAUCAAAAUAA